GGUUGUGUGUGAGGGAGGCAGACACCACACUCCUCCAGGUACUGUGAGGGACGGCAGGCACCACACUCCUCCAGGUACUGUGUGUGAGGGAGGCAGGCACCACACUCCUCCAGGUACUGUGUGUGAGGGAGGCAGGCACCACACUCCUCCAGGUACUGUGUGUGAGGGAGGCAGGCACCACACUCCUCCAGGUACUGUGUGUGAGGGAGGCAGGCACCACACUCCUCCAGGUACUGUGAGGGACGGCAGGCACCACACUCCUCCAGGUACUGUGUGUGAGGGAGGCAGGCACCACACUCCUCCAGGUACUGUGAGGGACGGCAGGCACCACACUCCUCCAGGUACUGUGUGUGAGGGAGGCAGGCACCACACUCCUCCAGGUACUGUGUGUGAGGGACGGCAGGCACCACACUCCUCCAGGUACUGUGAGGGACGGCAGGCACCACACUCCUCCAGGUACUGUGUGUGAGGGAGGCAGGCACCACACUCCUCCAGGUACUGUGAGGGACGGCAGGAACCACACUCCUCCAGGUUCUCUGGAGUAGCAAAAUGGAGCACCCAGUCACCAAACCUAAGAUUGUGGGGUAUUGGUUCAAUGAGAAAAAGUGUCAGAAAUUUGGAGUGGCAGAUUUGAAAACAGAAUGCAAGAGACGUGGAAUUCAUCUUGUCAAGAUUGAUAUGAGUUCUCCCAUGGAAGAGCAAGGGCCCUUUGACCUUGUGCUUCACAAGCUGACAGCAUUAUUUGCUCAGGCACUCAACUAUGACCCUAAGGCUGUAACUGCAAUCAAAAUGUUUGAAGAAUACAUUGGUAAACACCCAGAAACUUUUGUAAUGGAUCCUCUCUCUGGGGUCUACAGACUUUUGCUGAGGAACCAGACAUAUGAUCUAUUACAACAGCGCUUCAAAAAUGAUGAUAAGGUGUUCACUCCCACUUAUGUGGAACUCUCAACAGCAAACUUACAACACAACCGAUUGCUAAUUCAGACGGCAAAUGUUACAUUCCCAGUGGUUUGUAAACCGGUCACUGCAGGUGGGGGAAUAGAAGCCCAUGAGAUGGCUGUAGUGUUUAAUGAAAAUGGCAUCACUGAAUGCACACUUCCUUGUGUUGCACAGUCAUUCAUAAACCAUGGAGCAGUUCUCUACAAGCUCUUUGUCUUGGGACCUGUGUGGUUUGUUAUUGUGCGGCCAUCACUCAAGAACUUCUAUGCCGGAGUUGAUGGUUGCUUUGAUAUUAACAAGCUUGCAGAGCAGGAAACGGUACACUUCAACUCCAAUAAUGUGUCUAAGGCGGAUUCUCAGUCUCCACUCACCCAGCUUGAUCCCAGUGAUAUGAAAGAAGAUCUUCCAAAAGCUGACCCAGCAGUGUUCAAUAGGAUCGUAACAAAUCUUCGAGAGGCGCUAAAUAUGGAUCUCCUCGGUAUUGAUGUUGUGAUUGAUAGCAGCACUGGGAAGUAUGGCAUUAUUGAUGUUAAUGCAUUUCCUAGUUAUGACUCGGUGCCCAACCUAAUGGAUCACCUUGUGGACCUGCUGAUUAUGCGCAUGGACCGGUCAGCUCUUGCCAACUCCACAAGUAUAUUGGAAAGUAAAAACACUUCAAUAGAGAUCAUUUCACCGGAUCAUCCCCAAGAAGACUCUGGUGUAGACACAGGCUAGUGAGUUAUAUCACAGCUAUGUUGCUGCACUUGCUUGUAUACAUUUUAAACUGCAAUGCAUUCCAGGUCUUGUAAUGUUGUUCUAAAUAAUUUCACUGUAAACUACAGUAUGAUUAAAUAUCAGAUUUGUAAGAUUUAAAACUGUAUUAUUUAUAUAAAUUGCUCAAUCUACUUUUAAGAAUCAUUUUGGUAAGACUUUGUAGAGGAUAGUUUCUUUCUGAUUUUGUUUUAAUCCUGAAGAAACUCCUCCAUAGUUUUAGAAUUAAAGUUUUAAUUGUAAGAUGACGCUUGACAACGAAUUUGCUUAAGUUAAGGAAUGGUUGUACUGUAGCUGUACAUUGCAAUAGUUACAUCACUACUGGAAUAGUAUAUCAGUGCUUCCAGGGUAGAGUUUGUUCAUUAAUCAGAGAGUUGAUGGGUGUGAUCAUAGUAUUCAAGAGUUUCAUGCACUUGUGCUUACAGUUAGCAUUUUCUUCAGUUAGUUUAGCAUACUGUGCCCAACAUUUUAUUGUUGUGUCCAACAUACAACAUUUUAUUACUAUUUCUAUUAGCUGUAAUUUAAAUAUUGAAGUUUUCUAUGGAAUACUUAAACUUUAUAAGCAGUAUUUAGAACUAGAUAACUGUUUUCAUGUGGUCAUUGAUUUGACGAGAGAGAGGCUUACAGCCGAGAUUUAAAGUUUAGACUUCGGUUAUAGUGUAUAUAAUAAUGAUUCUUGGUUGUUGUAUUAUGUUCAUGUUGGUGCUGGAUGUUUGUUUCAUUUUUACAUUGUUUGAUGUUGAUGAUGAUAACUAAUUAUUCAAAUGUUUGUAUACGUAUUAUUGAUGAAGGAUAUUGGAUAUCGGAGGGCUGAUGCAGCUAAUCUGCUGGUAGUCGACUGUUUGUGUUUAGUGUUCACUUUACGUGUGGCAAGUGAGCAGUUGCUGGUAGAAUGUGGACCAAAGCAUGUUAAUGAUGUCGUUUAUUUUUUGUACCAGUUAUGUAAUGCAACACCUUUCCCCCCCCCCAUCCCCCCACUUUUGAUAUUUUGCUGUAGGUGAUGUGAUUACUGUAUACUGAGUUUACCCGUGGUUAUAUAAGGCUAGUUCUGAAGGAACCAUUCUCUUAUGUUCUGUCUUACAUAGCUUUUGAAGAGCAAAUAUUUGUUGUAUUAUUAUUAUUUCAUGCUCUUCUCUAUAUAAUUUACUUAUCUAUGCAUCAUUAUAUUUUGAGUGGUUUGUAAAUAACAAGUUGGAGUAUUUUAAAUGUCAGAAUAAUUAUGCCAACUAUGUAAUAGUAACAGGCAAGUAUAAUGGAAGUGCAGUGUGCAGCUGGUGACCAAAAUCCAAGGGUACGUAUAUUAAAGCCGUAAUCGCAACACUCACGGCACAAGUGUGUGCUGCUAAAAAAAAAUUUUUAAUUAAGCAGAAUUGUUUUUAUUGCAGUAUUAUGAGUAUUUUGUAAGCAUAGUUAUAGUUCUUUUGAGAGGAACGGGUGAAUUUUGUUCUUUUAAUGUGAAUUUCUAGUCUUGCAUAUAACCAGGUCUUGAAUUACUGAGGUCAUUUGUCCUCAGUGAUGUUAUGGUAUUGUAUUUUAUUUGUUGGGAUAUAGUUCUGACUUCCCUCAACAUUCAGAAGUUAGAAGUAACAGUUACUUUGGGAGUUAAAAGUGUAAAGUCACUUUAUAUAUGGUCUUCUUGCUGUUUAUAGCUUCCUAAAAUGUUUACAUCUGUCACUGUACUGUGGCAGUGGUAGUGUGUGCAUCAUGUGCUAACAACAGUUGUGGCAGUGGUAGUGUGUGCAUCAUGUGCUAACAACAGUUGUGGUAGUGUGUGCAUCAUGUGCUAACAACAGUUGUGGCAGUGGCAGUGUUUGCAUCAUGUGCUAACAACAGUUGUGGCAGUGGCAGUGUGUGCAUCAUGUGCUAACAACAGUUGUGGCAGUGUGUGCAUCAUGUGCUAACAACAGUUGUGGCAGUGUGUGCAUCAUGUGCUAACAACAGUUGUAAUAGCUGCUUAUUGAAAUACAAAAGUAAUUUUAAAUGUAAGAGAAUUUUCAGGUUCAAGAUUUAAAAAAAAUUAUCAGCAUUUCCUUAAAUCAUUGGCUUCACAAGAUAGGAAAAACACUUCCUUUGAAACUUAGGCUGUAGUUUUUUUGUUGUUUAACCACAUUAGACUGUGAAGCAAAUUGUGCUCUAUUUCUAAUCCUCAAAUGAUCAAUUAAUUUGAGUCCCAGAUAUAUCAAUACAGCAGUUAUAUUGAAUUGAACAAC
Procambarus clarkii (red swamp crayfish) is the source of this 3899-nucleotide messenger RNA. Its product is annotated as inositol-tetrakisphosphate 1-kinase. Lineage: Eukaryota; Metazoa; Arthropoda; Malacostraca; Decapoda; Cambaridae. The record is from RefSeq and is a predicted model, not a curated record. Gene Ontology annotation, cellular component: cytoplasm. Gene Ontology annotation, biological process: inositol trisphosphate metabolic process. Gene Ontology annotation, molecular function: magnesium ion binding; inositol-1,3,4-trisphosphate 5-kinase activity; ATP binding.